AUGGUUGAAUGGGCGUCCUGUCCUUCCUGCGGUAAGGAAGACUUGAAUGCAGGGCCUUUAUAUGCCCAUUCUAGGGUUAAAGUUGCUCAUAGACGGGAUGCAACAAAUCUCCCGUGCAUUUAUAUUCAAGAAAUAGCAAUCUAUGAGGUUGUUUUCAGAGAGACUAGCCACGGGAACGCCGAGGACUUGGGGGGUGCCCUUCGCUACGUUCGCGGCUUCAUGGCUGCUCUGGGUGUCUCUAUCUGCUGCUACGAGUACAGCGGCUACGGCCACAGCAGAGGACAGGGCCCCAGCGAGACUCAUGUCUACGCUGACAUUGAGGCAGCCUUCAAUCAACUGAUCCACAGGCACCAUGUGCCACAAGAACAGAUCGUCGUUGUGGGCAGAAGCCUUGGCACAGGCCCCUCAACGUUCCUCGCCGCGAAGUACCCAGGCAUCAAGGCCCUCGUCCUCAUUAGCGCCCUAGCCUCCGUCUACAGGGUUUCGAUUCCCGUCCAAAUACAGUCGCUACCAGGCGACAGGUUCUGUAGCAUAGAUAGAAUGCUAAAGGUGAAAGCCCCCUUGCUGCUUUUACAUGGCACAAACGAUAAACUCACGUCUCCGGAACACGCGAGGGCCCUUGCAGAGAAAGCAGGGGCCGAGUACAGCGUCUGCUGCUUCUUAUCGGGUGCCACACACCGAACCAUCCUGUCCUCUGACUGGAGGCCUAUUAUUAACGACGAAAUCAAACAAUUCCUCAUCAAUACGCACCCGCCAAGAAGCAGCAGCACAAACCCCAAAGAAGAUUCGAGGCGUCCUCGAACCACGUACAUGCGCUUUAAAGAAAAACCGACUUUUUCCAGAGCCAGCAAAAAUGCGGCACCAGCACUGACCCGCCUGCUCAGCGGCAUGGCUAUUGCGUGA
This is a messenger RNA of Cyclospora cayetanensis, 903 nucleotides long. Its product is annotated as alpha/beta hydrolase domain-containing protein 17A. The transcript is spliced from 2 exons. NCBI's taxonomy places the organism in Eukaryota, Apicomplexa, Conoidasida, Eucoccidiorida, Eimeriidae. The coding region runs from base 1 to 903 and encodes 300 amino acids. The record is from RefSeq and is a predicted model, not a curated record.